AUGCCCUCCUCCUCCUCCAUUGGCGUCCUCACCCUCCUGGCCGGCCUGCUCCUGGGCCAGGCAUGCGCGGACACUGUGACUCUGACGUCGACCAGCUGCUCGACGCAGGUUGGCACCAGCUCUCUGGCCGGUCCGGUGCCGACCACCACCGUCACCCAGACCGUCGAGGAGGAAGCCGUCCGGAUCACCUCCACCACCCAGCCCACGGUCACCGUCACACCCGCCGUGUCGACCGCCUGGACCACGGCAUAUGAGACCAUCACGCUGACCACGACGGCGGACGCCAUCACCGACAUCCUCACCACCACGUCGACCGAGAUCGACACCCAGACCGUGACUCUGGCCCCGGACCUCAUCACCAGCACCGCCGUCGUUACCCUGUCCACGACCAUCACCUCGACCUCCACCAUCGCCGCGCCCGCCGGCUUCACCCCCAUCAUGGACACGCUCCCCACGGCCGUACACGCCAAACGCUCCCGCGCAGCAGACACCGACACCGACUGCGCGCCCCUGCUAGACGACUACCAAUACCCGCAAGCCGUGGAAUGCACGGAAACAACGAUGGUGCAGAGCACGAUCAUCGCGACCGUGACGGCCAGCGCUCUCACGCAGACAGCGGCCGGGGCCACCACAACCCUGACGACGACCAGCACGCUGACGACAACCAGCACGGCGGUCCCAACGACCAUCUCCUCCGUCGUCACCACCACCACGACCUCCACCCUCACCUCCACCACGACCGCCGCCCCCCUCACCACAACCGUGACCUCAACCUCGACCAUCUCCGCCACCAGCUCAACCUCCAUGUACGCCGCAUGCGCGACCAACAACAUCGCCUCCGCGCCCCUCUCGUCCGACUUCGGCAGCUUCGCCGGCGAAUACAUCUACUACAUCACCUUCAGCAGCGUGCCGGGCGAGAAACUGACGGUGGGGAACACGGCGUCGGCCUACGACUGCUGCGUCAGCUGCAUGCAGUCCGAUACCUGCGCCAUGUCCUACUAUAAUGCCGUCACCUCCUCCGUCAAGUACUGCUACCUGAUUGGGACCACCUCCUGCUCCGCGAGCACCUAUGCGUCCGCCUCAGUGCAUUCGAGCGCGUCGACGAUCCAGAUGUCCAAUGGGAUGUGCGGAAUUGUCAAGGGCGUGAGUGGAUAGAAGGGCUUCGCGAUGAGACAAGACGGG
Molecule: messenger RNA, 1182 nt
Organism: Aspergillus heteromorphus CBS 117.55
Lineage: Eukaryota; Fungi; Ascomycota; Eurotiomycetes; Eurotiales; Aspergillaceae
Exons: 1
Coding region: 1-1155 (384 amino acids)
Source: RefSeq, a predicted model, not a curated record